Messenger RNA from Cariama cristata (Red-legged seriema), 3015 nucleotides. Its product is annotated as protein unc-79 homolog. The annotation marks the transcript as partial. The transcript has 14 exons. Gene Ontology annotation, molecular function: protein binding. The record is from RefSeq and is a predicted model, not a curated record. Lineage: Eukaryota; Metazoa; Chordata; Aves; Cariamiformes; Cariamidae.
UCUUAUCCAGUGUGUGAUACCAAUGUCUCUAUUCUGCCAAUAGGACAACCGUCCCCAGAGAAUGAUAAUACAAUAAAAGACCUGCUGCCAGAGGAUGCUGGGAUUGAUCACCAGACUGUCCACCAGCUCAUUACUGUGCUAAUGAAGUUCAUGGCAAAGGAUGAAAGCAGCGCUGAGUCAGACAUCAGCAGCGCUAAAGCUUUCAACACAGUCAAGCGCCAUCUGUACGUCCUGCUUGGUUAUGAUCAGCAGAAGCAGGAAGGAUGCUUCAUGAUUGCACCACAAAAAAUGCGUGUUUCGACCUGCUUUAAUGCCUUUAUUGCUGGAAUAGCACAAGUGAUGGACUAUAACAUCAGCCUGGGAAAACAUCUUCUUCCCUUGGUGGUUCAGGUGUUGAAAUAUUGCACUUGUCCUCAACUAAGGCAUUACUUUCAGCAGCCUCCUCGCUGCUCCCUGUGGUCCCUCAAACCUCACAUUCGGCAGAUCUGGUUAAAGGCUUUGCUUGUCAUUCUCUAUAAGUACCCCUACAGAGACUGUGAAAUCAGCAAGAUUGUACUUCACCUAAUCCACAUCACAGUCAAUACCCUCAAUGCUCAAUAUCACAGCUGCAAGCCCCAUGCAACUGCUGGUCCUUUGUAUAGUGACAACAGUAACAUAAGCCGAUACAGUGAAAAGGAAAAAGAGGAAGACAGUGUUUUUGAUGAAUCUGAUAUUCAUGAUACACCAACUGGACCUUGCAAUAAAGAAUCUCAAACUUUCUUUGCAAGACUGAAAAGAAUUGGGGGCAGCAAAAUGGUGAAAUACCAACCAGUUGAGAUGAAUGCUCAGAGAAGUGAAAUAGAGCUGGCUGAAUAUAGAGAGACGGGGGCCUUACAAGACAGUAUUCUACGCUGUGUGAGAGAAGAAAGCAUUCAGAAAAAAAAACUGCGCUCUCUAAAACAAAAAUCUCUUGAUAUAGGGAAUGCAGACUCCCUGUUGUUUUCAUUAGAUGAACAUCGCAGGAAGUCCUGCAUAGACCGAUGUGACUUAGAAAAACCAUCUGUCCCUGCUGCUUACGCCAUACACAGGCAGAGUGAUUAUGGACGAUCUCGGCAGAAUUCUUCUACUAAAGCUGAAAAUAUAGAAGCACAAGAAAAUCUUCCCCGUACAGAGAGUUUCCAGGAAACAAGAAGACCUGUCAUACCAGAAGUUAGGCUAAACUGCAUGGAAACCUAUGAAGUGAAAGUGGACUCUCCAGUUAAACCUGCUGGUCCCAAGGAAGAUUUAGACUUGAUAGAUUUGUCCUCUGACUCAACAUCGGGUCCUGAAAAGCAUUCAGUACUCUCCACUUCAGACAGUGAUUCUUUAGUCUUUGAACCACUUCCUCCCCUUAGAAUAGUGGAGAGCGAUGAAGAAGAAACAACAAACCAGCUGAAUGAUGAGGUCUCUGGCAAAACUGCUGCAUCGUCUCCCUCAACUCCUAUCAAUGUCUCUGCACUCAGCCUCAGCACAACUCCGCUAGUCCAGUUCAGCAUUGAAGAUUGCUCCAAAGACUUCAGUUCUAAGGAUACAAGCAACAAUGCUUAAGCAGGAAUAGAGGAGAUGCUUUCCACUUCUCCCAAAGAUCAAAAGGACUCUUCAGAGUUAGUUAAACCAGAACUUCAGGACAUGCCCUGUGGGAACCCACUAACACUGAAACAGAAAAGGGACCUGCUGCAGAAGUCAUUUGCCCUUCCAGAAAUGUCCCUUGAUGAUAACUCCGAGCUUAGCAUGGAGGAAGUUAGACCUAGUGGAUCAAUUCCAAGCCCAAAUGUAAAGACAGUCCUUAUUAAAGUCCCUGAAGAUUCUGAAAACCAAACAGAAAGUGAUAAACUUGAUACCAACGUAGAGUCUGACACUGAACAAAACACGGAGCAGAAACAAGAAGAGGAGACUGAGGAGUCAGAAUUUAAGAUUCAGAUUGUUCCUCGCCAGAGGAAGCAGAGGAAGAUUGCUGUGAGUGCUAUUCAGAGGGAAUACCUGGACAUUUCCUUUAACAUCCUUGACAAGUUGGGAGAGCAAAAGGAGACAGAUCCUGCUGCCAAAGGACUUUCAACACUGGAAAUGCCAAGAGAGUCGUCAUCUGCACCGACCCUUGAAGCAGGUGUCCCGGAGACAAGUAGUCACUCUUCCAUAUCAACUCAGUUCAGACAAAUGAAAAGAGGCUCUUUGGGAGCUCUGACAAUGAACCAGCUAAUGAAGAGACAGCUGGAACACCAGUCUAGUGCUCCCCACAAUAUCAGCACUUGGGAUACUGAGCAGAUACAGCAUGGAAAGCGGCUGUGCAAUGUCCCUGUUUGCCUAAACCCUGACUUGGAGGGACCACCACUAAGAAUGAGAGGUGCCACAAAAUCUAGCUUGCUGUCAGCACCCAGUAUAGUCAGUAUGUUUGUACCUGCACCAGAAGAAUUUGCUGAUGACCAGCCCAUUGUGAUGACUGACAAGUGCCAUGACUGUGGGGCUAUUCUCGAAGAAUAUGAUGAAGAAACACUAGGCCUGGCCAUAGUUGUGCUCUCAACAUUCAUUCAUCUUAGUCCAGACUUGGCUGCUCCUCUGCUGUUAGACAUCAUGCAGUCUGUAGGAAGGUUGGCAUCAAGUACCAGUUUUUCUAAUCAAGCAGAAAGCAUGAUGAUCCCUGGAAAUGCUGCAGGUGUGGCCAAGCAGUUCCUCCGUUGUGUGUUCCAUCAGCUGGCUCCCAAUGGCAUCUUCCCCCAGCUCUUUCAGAGCAAUAUUAAAGAUGGAAGUUUUUUACGGACCUUGGCCACAUCUCUUAUGGACUUCAGUGAGCUGAGUUCCGUUGCUGCUCUGAGCCAGCUGUUAGAGGGUUUAAACAACAAAAAGAAUUUACCGACAGGGGGUGCAAUGCUACGCUGUUUGGAAAAUAUUGCUACCUUUAUGGAAGCCUUGCCGAUGGAUUCACCCAGCAACCUCUGGACGACGAUUAGUAAUCAGUUUCAGACCUUCCUUACUAAACUCCCUUGUGUUUUGCCACUUAAG